Molecule: messenger RNA, 798 nt
Organism: Purpureocillium takamizusanense
Lineage: Eukaryota; Fungi; Ascomycota; Sordariomycetes; Hypocreales; Ophiocordycipitaceae
Exons: 2
Coding region: 1-798 (265 amino acids)
Source: RefSeq, a predicted model, not a curated record
AUGAUCACCGCGGCGGCCUCUCCUCCUCCGCCGGAGCCGGGCUCGGAUCACGAGGCACAGCGGGGACCCUCCGACAUCGCCACCGAGGCCAAGGAGCUCAACGGCAAUGCCGCGAUCGCCGAGAUAAAGACCGAGCAGACCAUCGACGUGGACAACAAUGGGGAACAGGAGAAGGCUACCGUCAAAAAGAGUCCGGCAAUGUGCGGCAUUUGCGAGACUAUAGUGUCCAAAUACAAGUGCCCACGUUGCUACUUGCCCUACUGCUCCGUCGCCUGCAACAAGAUACACCAGGACAACCAUCCUCCAGACACGAAGCCCAAGCUCGAGCCUGCCCAGGCUCCAGAACAGGCUCCCGCCACGUCUCUCCCUGCCAAGCCGUCUGGCCCUCCGAAUCCCUUCUCGGCGCUCGACAACUCUGACAAGCUCACGUGGCUGUUCCGCAAGUACCCAGACCUACCACAGCAACUGCUCGACAUCCACGCCGAGACGCAGCCACCGCCUGAGGACCCUAGCAAACAAAUCCCAGCGUCGCUCAUGCAGGGCGUCGCCAACCCGAGGAGGAACAACUGGACUCGCGAUCAAGGUAUCAAGAAGGGCAAAGCGGCCCUCCGAAAGGCGCGGCAGCUACCGGGGAAGGCAGGAGAGGCGGUCCGCGAGUAUUGCACGCUCAUUAAGAUGCUCCUCAACGAAGACGAAGCCGACGACGGCGGCGCCACGGCGACCCUCCAGCGACAGUUCGCCCAGCAAGAUGCAGAGUUAAUACGCCAGCUGAUGGAGGAGGAAAAGGGCCGCCGUUGA